This is a messenger RNA of Paralichthys olivaceus (Japanese flounder), 2500 nucleotides long. It is a transcript of the gene lhx1a, whose product is annotated as LIM homeobox 1a. The record is from RefSeq and is a predicted model, not a curated record. Gene Ontology annotation, biological process: regulation of transcription by RNA polymerase II; neuron differentiation. Gene Ontology annotation, cellular component: nucleus. Gene Ontology annotation, molecular function: zinc ion binding; DNA-binding transcription factor activity, RNA polymerase II-specific; RNA polymerase II transcription regulatory region sequence-specific DNA binding. Lineage: Eukaryota; Metazoa; Chordata; Actinopteri; Pleuronectiformes; Paralichthyidae.
UCCCAGCAUACGCACGGUACUGGAGACUUAGGGCAUCCCAGCAUACACACCUACUACCACCGGAGCCGCCGGCGCAUAGCAGCAUCUUCCCACCGACACAAGCUGAACAUCCAGGAUCAUCCGAGACACCGAUUGGGGAAGCACUCCUGUGUUGUUUGAAUCUUUUUUUGGGGUGUGGGAUUUUGUUUCUCGCCGGGUUGUGAACAGUGGAUACGCUGCCAUGUCAAAGUACACUGAAUUAUUUAUAGGCGUGCGUGUCUUGUUGUGUGACAGCUCUGCCCUAAAAGAAUUUUAUUAGACGCCUCUUCCAGCAGUGACUGGCACACGACGCUCCUCUCCUCGGCCGAUGCAUCACUGUGAAGAGCGCCGGGACAACAACCAAACUGGCUCCGGUCUUCUCGUCUGAGCCGAUCUGCGGCUUCCUGCGUUGAAAUCUGCAUUUUGGUCGAAUUGUGCGUUUUUGCUCCGGAUGCAACAAGGGACUGAUUUAUUUAUUCACCUAUUUGCUUUUUGGCUUUUCCACACGAGAGGGAGAGGACGCCGCUUCCAUCCAUUCUUGUGUGUUUUUGUUUUUUUCUUCUUCUUCCCUUUGGACGCUUGAGCCUUUUUUUACGCAUGCAGGGAGAAAUCUGUGGUGACACCUGAUCGACUGGCUCCUCCGCGCUCAUUGACCCGGGAGCUCCAGGCGAAUCAGGGAGGGAGGAAGCAGAUACUCGGUCAAUGCUCGGCCCGCGCUGUUGAUUUUGUUUUGUGUGUGUGCUUCAUCUGCGGGGUUGUGAGCCCAGCCAGCCAAAGCCAUGGUCCACUGCGCCGGCUGCGAGAGGCCUAUCCUGGACCGCUUUCUGCUCAACGUGCUGGACAGAGCCUGGCACGUCAAAUGCGUGCAGUGCUGCGAGUGCAAAUGUAAUUUAACUGAGAAAUGCUUUUCACGAGAGGGGAGACUGUACUGCAAGAACGAUUUCUUUAGGCGGUUUGGCACCAAGUGCAGCGGUUGCUCGCAGGGCAUCUCUCCAAACGACCUGGUCCGGAGGGCCCGGAGCAAAGUGUUUCACCUCAACUGCUUCACCUGCAUGAUGUGCAAUAAGCAGCUCUCCACCGGCGAGGAGCUCUACAUCAUAGACGAGAAUAAAUUCGUUUGCAAAGACGAUUAUAUAAGCAACACCAAUGGAAAGGACACCAACCUCCUCUCAGUAACGGCGUGCAGCGACCCGAGUUUAUCACCGGACUCUCAAGACCAGCUACAGGACGACGUGGUACUAAAGGACACGGAGAUCGCAGCGCUGUCCGACAAAGAGACGGUGAACAACGAGAACGACGACCAGAACCUCGGCGGGAAGCGACGCGGCCCGCGGACCACCAUCAAGGCCAAGCAGCUGGAGACGCUGAAGGCGGCGUUCGCUGCCACCCCCAAACCCACCAGACACAUCAGGGAGCAGCUGGCCCAGGAGACCGGCCUCAACAUGAGGGUCAUCCAGGUCUGGUUCCAGAACCGACGGUCCAAAGAGAGACGCAUGAAGCAGCUGAGCGCGCUGGGCGCCAGGAGGCACGCGUUUUUCCGCAGCCCGAGGCGGAUGAGGACGCUGGUGGACCGACUGGAGCCCGGGGAGCUCAUCCCCAACGGGCCCUUCUCCUACUAUGGAGAUUAUCAAAGUGAGUACUACGGCCCAGGAGGGAAUUAUGACUUCUUUCCUCAGGGGCCUCCGUCGUCGCAGGCCCAGACCCCAGUCGAUCUCCCCUUCGUGCCCUCCUCAGGCCCCACGGGCACCCCCCUUGGAGGUAUGGACCACCCUCUGCCGGGCCACCACCCCUCCAGUGAGGUGCAGCGCUUCUCCGACAUCAUGUCCCACCACCCAGGGGACUCUCCUAGCCCCGAGCCCGGAAUCCCGGGGCCCCUGCACAGCAUCUCCUCUGAGGUGUUCGGCCCCAGUCCACCCUUUACCUCACUGUCGCUGAACGGCAGCGGAUACAACAACCACCUGUCCCACCCGCCCUCGGAAAUGAACGAGGGCACUGUGUGGUAGCUUUUUCAGAGAGCAGACUUUACUGGCGAGAGAUUCGGUAACGGAGGGCGGAGAGGUUUGGUGGUGAUGGGGGGCUGGAAUCGAGAACAGGGACUUGGAUAUCAACAGGGUUAGGGCAACACCAUUGAAUCUUUUUUUUUUUUUUUGGUGAGGGGGUGUUUUCAUAUUUAUUUAUUUAUUUCCCCACUUGAUUUGUUGGUCUUUUUUGUGGGGAAAGCUUAUCUGGCAUUUAAAUCAUGCUCAAAAACAUUGUCUUCAGUGUUGUGUUUGGGUGUUUCAAUUGCUUCUUUUGCCCACUCCCUGCAUCCAAAACUGGACUUACUGAAGAGUAAUAAUAUAAAAACCGAACAGAAAAUUAUUACAAAAAAAAGAAAAGAGUGAGACUGCUGAACAGCCCCCUAUUCCCCCCCCCCCCCCUUUCCUCGGACCCCCUGGGGGCCCCCCUGUCGCCCCUCCUGAUGUUGUCAGCGGCCCAGCAU